UUAAUAUCUAACGCAGCAAUCUGUCCUCUAAUCCGUUGCUUUCUUGACGUCCUUUUUAUUUGAAGAUAAGGGAAUGUUUUAGUACUCAGUAAGUGAGUCGACGUGCUUGUUUUUGUUAUUAUCGCUAUUCUAAUUAUUCAUUCUGAUUGGUAGACACAUCAUGCAUGCUUUUAAUAUUUGUGUGGUGGCUUCAGGUUCUUGGCACCUGGAGGAAGAAUCAGGGUAGAGUGGAAGGAGUUCAUUUGCCUAGACUGCAGUGUUUACUUGGUGGAGUCCCUGAAGUUUCAAUCAGGGUGACUGGGAAGAGCCAAAGUUCAUUUCUCUAUAAAAUCUUUGAAGACACCUCUGGCCUCACUGAUAGAUGUCAUACUUCUUGCAUCUCAUAUUUCUCUCAAAUACCUGGGCUAACUUGUUCUAGUCUGUCAGGAACCUACAGGCAGUGACCCAAAAAAGAAACUUAAACACAAAAUAACACUGUUUAAAAACAUCCAUGCUCCCUUGAGGAAUGGCAGUGAGCAAAUGAACAGCAAACUUUUUAAGGCCUGUAAGGAAAUGGAAGCAACUCCUAUUGACAUGUUAAAGGAUCCCCUUGUCUCUAGCUGUGCUGCCCAGGACACCAGAAAGAAGCGCAGGGUGGUGACCAAGGAUGGGCACAGCAAUGUUAAGAUUGACCACGUUGACGGCUUGGCCAUGCUUUACCUGCACGACCUGUGGACCACUGUCAUAGACAUGAAAUGGCGCUACAAGCUGACCCUGUUCUCUGCCACUUUCGUGAUGACCUGGUUCUUUUUCGGCCUCAUCUUUUACAUAAUUGCCAUGAUCCACGGGGACCUGGACGUGCCCGACACGGCAUCCAACCACACCCCAUGUGUGAUGAACGUGCAGUCCUUAACCGGGGCCUUUCUCUUCUCUCUGGAGUCACAGACCACCAUCGGCUACGGCUUCCGUUUCAUCACGGAGGAGUGCCCCCUGGCCAUCUCCCUGCUGGUGGCCCAGCUGGUCUUGACUACCUUGGCGGAGAUCUUCAUCACGGGCACCUUCUUGGCGAAGCUGGCCAGACCCAAGAAGCGUGCCGAGACCAUCAUGUUCAGCCACAACGCAGUCAUCACGAAGCAUGACGGCAAGCUGUGUCUCAUAAUCCGGGUGGCCAACAUGAGGAAGAGCCUGCUCAUCCAGUGCCAGCUCACGGGAAAGAUGCUGCACACCCACGUCACCAAAGAGGGGGAGAAGAUCCUCCUGAACCAGACUAGCAUCCGCUUCCAGGUGGACUCUGCCUCCGACAGCCCCUUCCUCAUCCUGCCAAUGACUUUCUACCACGUGAUCAACGAUGCGAGCCCGCUGAAAGACCUCACUGCCGCCAACCUGAGGGGGAAGGAGUUUGAGAUCGUGGUCAUCCUGAACGCCACGGUGGAGUCCACCAGCGGCACCUGCCAGAGCCGGACCUCCUACAUCCCCGAGGAGAUCCUCUGGGGCUAUGACUUCAUGCCUGUGGUGUUCAACUCCCCGAGUGGGAAAUACGUUGCGGACUUCAAACAUUACAACAAGGUCAUUCGAAGCACUGAUCACUUCUUUGCCACAGAUCUUGAGAAGUUAAAACUGGAAGAAGAGUACCGAAAAGAUGACCAGAAGGAAAGAGAAGGACAUUUAAAUGAGCCAUGACACAAAUACUUUUAUAGAAACGGAAAUACAUGUUUAGCAACUUUCUAUUUUUUUUUGGCAACUGCAGCACGGGGAUUGAAGACUUUGCUAUUUAUAAAAUAGCUGUAGUUCACAUUUCUUGAUCUCUCACAUUCCUUCUCUCUAUUAAGAAUUGAAAACAUUUUGUGUAUAAUAAUAAUACUGCUGGAGCCACCUGUCUCUUUGUUAGACUUGCAUACAAAUUCUGUUGUGAGCCAUUGCUUAGCUAUAUAUGAAUAUAUGAAGACUCCAAUGACUAAGCAGUUGAAAUAUUUGCUUGAAGAAAGUUCCAGCUACAACUGAAGCUCACUAAAACAUACUCAUUUACAAUACUGCGCUGUGUUAUUAUUAUCUAGGAUUCUGAAGCACACAAUAAUGUCAGGAAAUAUAAAUCAUUGCUCGCAAUAUCAAUAUCAAUAUCAGUAGGCAAAACUGAAUCUCAGAGUUUCACAAUAAACACAUCUAUUGAGUACUUUGAAACUUUUAAAAGUUUUGCAUUUGGUAAUCAUCUAGAAGUGAAAAGUUCUUGUUCUGUAUAUAAAUCCAGUUAGUAAAGUUUAAAGAGCUUGUAUGUGAAUAAAGAUGUCCUUUAACAAUAAA
Molecule: messenger RNA, 2277 nt
Organism: Acipenser ruthenus (sterlet)
Lineage: Eukaryota; Metazoa; Chordata; Actinopteri; Acipenseriformes; Acipenseridae
Product: ATP-sensitive inward rectifier potassium channel 15-like
Exons: 2
Coding region: 520-1659 (379 amino acids)
Biological process (GO): potassium ion import across plasma membrane; regulation of monoatomic ion transmembrane transport
Cellular component (GO): plasma membrane
Molecular function (GO): inward rectifier potassium channel activity
Source: RefSeq, a predicted model, not a curated record